ACAUCAAUACAUGCAUAUCUAUAGCUUACUAAAUGUUUUACAACGUUGGGGGAGUGCCAAGAUGGAGGCACGGUGGCUUCAACACAGCGCCCCCUAAAAGUCAUCUAGUUGUAUACAUAAAUUAUUGGUGCAAACUCAUCCCAAACCCAGCGCAUGCAGUCACAUGAGAACGCGCCAUGGCUUCAGUUACCUCAACCAGUCGCUCAACUCGCUCCUCCCGACGAAGCGGCGCCGGCCCGUCCAGCACCAGCCCAACCCGGCUCUCCCGAAGCCAGGAGAAAGAGGAGCUUAGCCACCUGAACGACCGCCUGGCCGCCUACAUAGAGCGGGUCCGCCAGCUGGAGAAUGACAAGUCCUCAAUGCUGCUUCUCCUGGAGGAGAAAGAGGAGUCCACGACCCGGGAGACGGCCAACGUUCGGCGGCUGUACGAGACCGAGUUGGCCGACGCGAGGAAGAGCUUGGACGUGCUGGCUAACGACAGGGCCCGGCUGCAGAUAGAGAUGGGUCAUCUUUCUGAAGAGCAUAGCAACCUACAAGCCAGGAACCAGAAGAAGGAAGCAGAGUGUAACAUGGCCAUGGGUCAGUGGAGGAACUUGGAGGCGGUCCUCAACUCUAAAGACGCAGAGCUGGCCAAUCAACUGGCAGAUAACAGAAGACAGGCGGAUGACGUCACUGACCUACAGGCCCAGCUGGCCAAUUUGGAGUGUGGGCUGGCGGAGACUAAGACCCAGCUGAACUCUGAGAUGUUGAGGAGGGUGGACCUGGAGAACCAGGUGCAGACGCUACGGGAACAGCUGGAGUUCCAGAGACACAUUGGCGAACAGGAGGUCAGGGAGAUCCGGAGCAGACAUGAGAGUCGCCUGGUGGAGGUGGAUUCUGGGAGACAGAAAGAAUUUGAGAGUAAGUUGGCUGAGGCCAUGCAGCAGCUACGGCAGGAGCACGACGGACAAAUCCAGCAGUAUAAAGAGGAUCUGGAGAAGAAUUUCAAUGCCAAGCUGGAGAACGCCCAUCAGACGGCGCUGAAGAGUAGUGACUUUGCCUCAUCCACCAGAGAGGAGCUGUCUGCCACCAAGCUCCGCAUCGAGACCCUCUCCUCACAACUCAAUCACUUCCAAAAACAGAACGGGGCCUUAGAGGGGCGUGUGCGGGAGCUGGAGCGGACCCUGGACCGGGAGCGCGAGGUGUGGCAGCAGCGACUGAGCCACAAGGACGAGGAGAUGUCGGCCAUGCGGGCCCAGAUGCAGAGCCAGCUGGAGGACUACGAGCAGCUGCUGGAUGUCAAGCUGGCCUUGGACAUGGAGAUCAACGCCUACCGCAAGAUGCUGGAGGGAGAGGAGCAGAGACUCCACCUCUCCCCGAGCCCCUCCCAGCAUGGGGCCGUGGCACGCACACACGCACACGGCGCCCGCCGAGUUGUCCGCGGGAAGAAACGCAAGAACGAAGGUGGCACGGGGUCCUCGCCAGCCUACAAGGUCUCGCAGCACGCCAAGGCCCACAGUCACAUGAUGGUGUCGGAGAUAGACCUGAAGGGGAACUACGUCAUGCUGAAGAACAACUCUGAGAAGGAGCAGCCACUAGGGGGCUGGGUGGUGAGGAGCAGUCACCUGGACUCUCCUGAACUGUUCUUCCAGAUCCCCCCUUCCUACAUACUGGCUGGGGGCAACACCCUCACUAUCUGGGGAUCGGAGGCAGGCGUAGAGGCCUCUCCAGGUGACCUGGUCAUGAAGAACCAGAGGAACUGGGGUCCGGUCAACAACGUGAUUGUCACCCUACUGAACCCAGAUGAAGAGGAGACCGCAGAGCUGCGUGUGCAGGAGAGAGGAGAGGAAGACUCCGAUGUAGAGGUUGAUGAAGAGUUUAUGGAAGGGAGUGAUGUUCACUACCUCAGGAGACAGCCCAAGAGAAGGAAAAGGAAGUGCUGUCUGGUGUUGUGAACAGCCUGUCUCAUGACACAGACCGAUGGAGGCUCCGGGGGGAACAAACGAGAGUUGCUCUGUUAUGUAACUCCACCUUCCUCCUUUCACAAUUCUGACCUGAGAACGCUGCAUCCGACC
This is a messenger RNA of Oncorhynchus nerka (sockeye salmon), 2054 nucleotides long. It is a transcript of the gene lmnl3, whose product is annotated as lamin L3. Gene Ontology annotation, cellular component: nuclear envelope; nuclear lamina. Gene Ontology annotation, molecular function: structural constituent of cytoskeleton. NCBI's taxonomy places the organism in Eukaryota, Metazoa, Chordata, Actinopteri, Salmoniformes, Salmonidae. Gene Ontology annotation, biological process: heterochromatin formation; protein localization to nuclear envelope; nuclear envelope organization. The transcript is spliced from 12 exons. The record is from RefSeq and is a predicted model, not a curated record. Bases 177 to 1934 code for a protein of 585 amino acids.